Messenger RNA from Anastrepha ludens (Mexican fruit fly), 2613 nucleotides. It is a transcript of the gene muc, whose product is annotated as dihydrolipoyllysine-residue acetyltransferase component of pyruvate dehydrogenase complex, mitochondrial. The transcript has 8 exons. Gene Ontology annotation, biological process: pyruvate decarboxylation to acetyl-CoA. The coding region runs from base 253 to 1764 and encodes 503 amino acids. The record is from RefSeq and is a predicted model, not a curated record. Gene Ontology annotation, cellular component: pyruvate dehydrogenase complex. Gene Ontology annotation, molecular function: dihydrolipoyllysine-residue acetyltransferase activity. NCBI's taxonomy places the organism in Eukaryota, Metazoa, Arthropoda, Insecta, Diptera, Tephritidae.
UUUUCAUUCUUCUAGUUGAGUUCGAUACGAUUUGCGGUGUGUAUGUAACCUCCUUUGAAAGGUCGGUGUGUGAAGUGCGAUUACUAUUAAAUUAAUUUCGUUCGAAAAACUGUCUUAAGAAAUAAAUUGACAGUAAUUUCUUAACGACACGAAGCAGCUAAGAAAAGCCUAAAACUCUAUUAGCUGUACUUCAUUCGAGUUGGUUUAAAUCGGUGGUGAUCCAACAAUUUGUGUGUGUUUUAGUAAGCCGAGAUGUUGAGGACCAUUGCAGCACGCAAUGAGCUCGUGCUCCUGCGUGGAACAGCGCUAGCCCGAGCCAAACCUGCACGUGAAGCCGUACGCGUUAUGGGUGCACAAACGGCUAGGAAGUUGCAGACACUCAGGCUUGCAUCGAAGAGCCAUGUAGUGACCGUUCCAAAGCCAUUCGGCAUGUGGAGCACGAAUUUCGCACGUAACUACGCCGACUUACCAUCGCAUAUUAAAGUGCCGUUGCCAGCACUCUCGCCCACCAUGGAACAGGGUACCAUCAUUAGCUGGGAAAAAAAGGAGGGUGACAAACUGAAUGAAGGUGACUUGUUGGCCGAAAUCGAAACUGAUAAGGCAACGAUGGGUUUCGAAACACCGGAGGAGGGUUAUUUGGCAAAAAUUGUGGUGGCUGCCGGUACUAAGGAUGUGGCUAUUGGCAAAUUAGUUUGCAUUAUUGUAUCGAAUCAAGAAGAUGUGGCUGCAUUUAAGGACUUCGUUGACGAUGCUCCUGCAGCCAAACCAGCCGCAGCAGCACCACCUGCACCAGCAGCAGCAGCACCUGCUCCACCACCGCCACCACCACCGGCUGCUAUGCCAGCACCCGUCGCCGCCGCACCUGUCGGUGGUAAGCCCAUGACUGCCGUUGAGCAACGCGGUGAACGUGUUUAUGCCAGCCCCAUGGCCAAAAAGUUGGCCGAAGCACAAAGUCUCCGAUUGCAAGGUAAAGGCAGUGGCAUCUAUGGCUCAAUAAAAUCUACUGAUCUUGCAGGCAUGGCAGCAGCCGGACCCGCGGCACCGAGUGCUGUAGCUGCACCACAAGGUGGCUACAUCGAUAUACCCGUCUCGAAUGUACGCGGUGUGAUUGCGAAACGACUAAAGGAGUCGAAGCAGCAAAUACCACAUUAUUAUGUUACCAUGGAAUGUAAUAUGGACAAGUUGCUGAAACUCCGUGAAAAGGUGAAUAAGAAAUAUGAGAAGCUUGGCGUCCGUGUUUCGGUGAACGAUUUCAUUAUUAAAGCUACUGCCACGGCGUGCCGCAAGGUGCCCGAAUCCAAUUCUUACUGGAUGGAAAGCGUGAUAAGACAAUUCGACAACGUCGAUGUAUCGAUGGCCGUUUCAACUAGCACUGGUCUAAUUACGCCAAUUGUGUUUAGCGCCGAUCGUAAAGGCGUAAUCGACAUUUCAAAUGAGACAAAAUCGUUAGCUGCCAAGGCAAGAGAAAAUAAGUUGAAGCCUCAGGAAUUCCAAGGUGGUACUGUCUGUGUAUCCAACCUCGGCAUGAUGGGUGUUUCUCAAUUCUGUGCCGUCAUAAAUCCGCCACAAUCGUGCAUUUUGGCAAUUGGCGCCACUACAAAGAAGCUAGUUCUCGAUCCCGAUAGUCUUAAAGGUUUCCGCGAAGUCAGCGUUAUGAACGUCACUCUGAGUGCGGAUCAUAGAACUGUAGAUGGCGCUGUUGCCGCCAAAUGGCUGCAAUACUUCCGUGACUUCAUUGAGGAUCCACAAACAAUGAUUCUUUAAGCUUAGCACCAUGAAACACCUUCAUAUACACUCACAUUCAGUUAAGCGUAAUUCAUAGCUAUGAUGAAUGAAGCAGAUAAAAGUAAGCGCAGGCGCCAACACCAUCACAACUCGAACUACAUUGUGCCUGCACUGUAUGUCGUCUUAGACAACUUAACACCACAAAUCCUGGGUGUGCAUAAAACUUUAUGUGGAGUUCUUUUUGUUUAAUUUUAAAAUUAUUACUUAAUUGGUUUUGAAUCAGCUGAUAUGUGAUUGAUUGAUUAAAUCUAGUUUUUUUUCGUUUUGCUAAUUAAAUUAGAAAGACAAAAAUGUAAAAAAUAGUCAAAAAUAUUCAAUAAUUAGUUUAUGAGACAAAGUAACCCACACAUAAAUGAAUGAUAUUCGAACUAGAGCAACUGCCGAUAAAAAGAAGUACCACAAAAAAUAUUGAAAGAUUGCCGCUGUGCUAUUCUCAUACUACCAUUUAUAGAAAAAGUCUGUUGAAUAUCAAAAUGCCACGAUAAAUCAUUUGCACUGAUAACUCGGCAAUAGUGUACAAAUAUGUGCAUACAAAUGUAUAUACAAAUACCCAAGUAUGUACAUACGUAAAAAACAAUCUCCACGUUCGCAAAAAACCUCCCAAUGAAUUAGAAAGGUGAAUUAUUAUUUCGACUCAUUUUAUAAUAUAUGAAAUAUUAUUAUAGUUUGACUCACUUCGAAUCAUUUAUUGUAUGUAUAGCGUAAAAAUAAUAGCUUCACAUUUUCGUGGUUCUAUGCGUAUGUGGAAAACUAGCAUUGUUGUAAUUUAAACUAAUCCAUACAAAUGUAGAGGAAUGAAUAAAAGUGAGGGGAAUUAGACAAAUGGAA